Siniperca chuatsi (mandarin fish) is the source of this 5689-nucleotide messenger RNA. It is a transcript of the gene cadm3, whose product is annotated as cell adhesion molecule 3. Lineage: Eukaryota; Metazoa; Chordata; Actinopteri; Centrarchiformes; Sinipercidae. The record is from RefSeq and is a predicted model, not a curated record. The coding region runs from base 346 to 1581 and encodes 411 amino acids. Gene Ontology annotation, cellular component: presynaptic membrane. Gene Ontology annotation, biological process: homophilic cell-cell adhesion. The transcript is spliced from 11 exons.
UUUCAGACAGACUGUUUUUGCUGCAGUGAACGGCAGCCGUGGAGAGAGAGCGAGAGAGAGACAGAGAUACAAACACAGAGAGUGAGCAAUUGAGAGAGAACCGAGGAAAAGGCAAGAAAAACAAAGAGUCAGGAGAAGGAACAAGGAGAUAAAAAAGUCGAUAAAAGCAGAUUGAGAGAAAGCUCCGGACAAGCGACUACUGCGAAGGAGGGACCUUACUGGGGACCUUAUUGGAGACCAGCGCCAACAAAACCCGACUCCGGAGGCGGAAUAUAACGGUGACUCUCCAGAGCUCCUCUGCCCUCCUGAGGAUUCAGUGAGACAGGCGGACCUGUGCGCCCGACCAUGGCCUUCCCAUCAGCCCCCUCCGCAUUAUGGAGUGUCAGCUUAUUGACGGUACUAUUCGCAGCUGCGGUUCACAGCAACAUUGUCUAUGACGACGACCCCUUGCAGCCAGUGACCUCAGAUGAGACGGUUUCCGUUGGGGGCACGGUGACACUGACCUGCCGGGUGGCCGAGAGCGACAACUCUUCACUGCAAUGGUCCAACACUGCACAGCAGACCCUGUACUUUGGAGAGAAGAGAGCACUGAGAGAUAACCGCAUCCAGCUACACCGCUCGACACCCACCGAGCUUUCCAUCACCAUCGCCGAAGUGCAGCUGGCCGACGAGGGCGAGUACACCUGCUCCAUCUUCACAAUGCCAGUCCGCACCGCCCGAGCCACCGUCACCGUACUAGGUGUGCCCGGUAAACCUCAGAUCUCAGGCUUUGAGAACGCAGUGCCGGAGGGGGGCAGAGUCACCCUGACCUGCACCAGUACUGGCAGCAAACCCCCCGCCAGGCUGCGCUGGUACCGAGGAGACCAGGAGCUGGAAGGACGUCCAGACGUGGUGGAGUCCGUUCCAGACGAUCCCACAUACAACGUGAGCAGCGAGCUCACGCUGGAGGUGAGCCGCAGUGAUGACAAUGCCCUCAUCACCUGCGCCGUCGACCAUCCCUCUCUCGCCCCGGGGGACAAGAGGAGCGAGCAGGCUCUGCGGGUGUUGUAUUCCCCUAAUGUGCAGAUCGUGCCUGAGAGCGAUCUGCCUAGAGAGGGGGAGAAGUUUCAUCUUCGGUGUUUGGGCAACGGCAACCCUGAGCCCGCCUCCUACAUGUGGGAGAAGAAGGAUGGAGAGCUCCCCCCACUGGCCAAAGUCGACGGUGCUUUCUUGCGCUUCGAGAUGCUCAACAAAUCAGAUAAUGGUGUCUACCUUUGCCACGCUGACAACGGCAUUGGAAACAGCCAGGGGGAGUACACACUCCUGGUGCAAGAAGAUGCUGGAGACAACAGUGCAGACCCCACAGCCAUGUCGACCUCUUCGGGGGUGGACCACGCCGUGAUUGGAGGGGUGGUGGCUGUUAUCGUCUUUAUCCUGCUCUGCCUCCUCAUCGUCCUCGGCAGAUACCUCAUCAGACACAAAGGAACAUAUCUGACCCACGAGGCCAAGGGCUCGGACGACGCCCCCGACGCCGACACGGCCAUCAUCAACGCAGAGGGAGGCCACUCCGGAGCAGAGGACAAGAAGGAGUACUUCAUCUAGAUACAGGACGGAGCGGUGGAGGAGAAGGAGGAAAAGAUGGAGGAUGUGGAUUAGGGGAGAGGGGAGGAGUGAAGGGAAAAAAAACCCUCCAUUUGUUUUCACAACGCUUCAGUUCUUCACUCGGUUGGAGGGAUGAGGGGAGGGGAAGGGAGGGAAAGAACUGUGGGGAGGAUAAAGCGAUGAGUUGAGCUUCAACUGGUACUACCCUCUUUGAAUUGAUACAGGAAAGUGAGAUUUUGCACUGACAUGCGGAUGAACUGAAGUUACACACUCCAACACACACACACAAACAUACAUACAUGAGUCAGUUUUGGGGAAAACACUUCUCACACAGACUUGAAUGCUCGUAGAUGCUCAGAUUAACAAACACGAGCCUCCUACUAACAUGUCUGAAUUAUUUCUGAAUGGCACAUUAACACAUUUUUACACUAGCACUGUCCUAUUUCUAACUGUCAGCGCCUCGAAAAAGCAAAAUUGUAACUCACAUUCCUGGCAUCCUGAGCUGAUACUUCACUUCUUACACCACGGCAACCUGUCGCCUCAACAUUUAAGCCAAACCAGCUCUGUCUUUUCACGUUUGUGUCCUCAUUCUCUCCAUCUAACAAGGCAGUAUCCCUCUGUAAACAUUCUGGUGGCAGAGAAAUUCAUCCAAAGCAAAUUAUGACUGACAAACAUAAUCUCCCUCUCUCACAGUUUAAUCUUUUUAUGCCAUCAAACCUCUUCCUGCGUCCUCGCAAACCCUGGUAGGAGCCGUUGAAUUUCACACAACGCAGCACCACACAACAUGCAACACUCAUGCAAAAAUAGCAUUCCCACCUUGCGCUACCAAGCCAAGGGGCUCCAGUAUACAUAUAUAAAUAUAUAUAUAUAUAGAAUUAUAUAGCAUUCUUUUUACUUGACAGAAAAUGUUUGGUGUGCUGUAAAUACACUCUCUCUCUGUCCUCUCUCUACCUUCUCUCUCUCCUUCUUCUAUCCCUCUUCUCUUUCUCUCUUUAUCUCAUACAGUCUGUUACUGCAUUACAGUAACUUAUAUACUCUAUUAAAAAAAAGCCUGCCUGUUUUUAUUACAUGCGUGGAAAUGCAGAGUCGAAACUAUCAAUAUCUGAGGAAAAAAUAUAAAAAAUAACAACGAUGACGUUGCGAUUAAAACUAACAUUAACUGCAAAUAUUUGUAUGAGGAACGUUUCCCUUCUUUUUUUCCCUUUUUCUUUUAUUCCUUUUGGUUUUUUGGGACUUAUGAGAGAUUUUCUCUCCUCGGUGUCUCAGUGUGUUACUGUCAGUGUUAACAGUUUACAGUGUCUGUCGGUUUGUCAGUCCAGGAGUCCAUAAAUCUAAUUUCCGACUUGUGUUUUGAUUUUGAGGUUCAAGGUUUUGAUGCUGUCAAUUUUUUUUAAUGAUUAUUAUUUUUGUGCGCCACAUUCAGUGCCGCCAUUUUCUGCUCCCAAACACUAAACUGUAGCAAAACCUCGGUCGAACACAGCUUCGAAAGGUGUCAAAGUGUUUGUUGGAGUUUUCCUGGAGCAUCACUGCCCGGCACAUAUGGACUGCUGUGGUCCUCCUUCCACCAUGCCCCGCUGAACGCCAUUUUUCUCCUUACAGCAGACUGCUUGUCUUGGCGAGACCACCUGGCACUAAAUUCAAUGAGUAGUGAUAUCAUGACUUCCUCUAAGAAGCUGGCACGGUCGCUGCUUCGGGGAGGUGAAAAUGCUUGCUUGCUUUCCGCUACGGGGCCAGACAGGACUGCCUACAUGCAUUAUGACAAACUUCCUGGCAAAAAAAACAAACAAAAAAAGCCCUUUCUGUUAUUGUUUCUUUUUCUGUGUGUGUGUGUGUGUGUGUUAUUGCGAGCAGGAAUCAUUCGCCAGCUUAGCAAAAGGUUCCCAUAAAUGAACGUUGUUUUAUUAAGGUUGGGAGUUCGCCUUGGCACUGGCGAGCUCCACUUGGCCCGGUCGUGGAAAUUGAUUGCAAUCUAACUAAGAGGCUCUGGGCUCCAGACUGUACGCAUGCCAAGGUUUAGCUCGGUGGGCAGGGUGCCGAGCCGGAGUCUGGGCUGCACUAACACUGAAGAAAGUCAUUUAGGAAUGUCCUCGUCUCCUUUUUUCCCCCCUCCGCUCGUCCAUUUCAUUUCAUUCUUUAAUCAGUCAUCCCGUCUGCGUCCUGAUCCACCUUCACCCGGUCUCUCCUCAUCACCCCCCUCCAUCUCUGAUCGAUGGCCGAUCCUCCUUGCUGAUCUCUCUCUCAUUCAGGCGUCCAUGUAAACGCACAGUAGGAGUAGCGCCUCUGGGUUUGCUGGCGUGCGCUGAUGGCUUUCUGCAGCACUUUCUGGGAGUGUUUUGGAGAGGAAUCCAUUUGCUGAUGUCAGUCUACCUGUAGACAGUUAUGUCUGUUAUAGUUUUUGUACACCCUUUUUUGGGAACGUUCAGGGAUUGUGCUUUUCGUACCUUUCCCCCGCAUUGUCGUUAACUGCUAUCUAGCCAGCUGCUUUGAAAGCAAGUGGCCCAGCUAGUGUCUGUGAGCUAGCUAUGCUACCUGAAGCAGGGCAGCUGUUUUGGGGGGGGGGGUUUCUCGGGUGGCUAAGUUGACGCUGUAGUAAACUUGGCUUAAACAGCGUUUGAACUCUGUUGGGAGACUGUGAACAAACCGAGAUACUGUUUAUCUCGUGUUUGCUCUGCAACACUCUGCGGCUUUUCCCGGUAUUUAUGUCUGCAGACCAGAGGAUGAGCUUCGUCUCACAGAGUUUACUGUCAACUUCAAAGACUAACCUUUGAUUUGUAUUUAACCCCAGUUUAAUUCUGCUCUGUGAAUGGAGAAAGGAAUACCUGCCUCGUACUCGACAAAGUGUAGUGUCUUACAACUAAUGGACCUGUAUUUGCCUGUAAUCUGUCGUCCUGUCCUUCGUCUUGGUUAAUGUGCUAGCAUGUAGCUUGCAUGAGAAACGGUUGGAAAUGUAGAUAGUGUUGGAGGUGAGAAGUGCCGACAAGUUUCUCCCCUGAGACAAGAGCGGCGGCCUGGCCUCCUGGCCUCGCUGCUGCCCUCUGAUCUGCAAACAUAAGCCCAGUUAAACACAGCAGUCCUCGGAAUAACACUGAGAAAACUGAUGAAGUAGGACCCAUUCUGCCCCCCCACCACCACUGCUACAUUAAAACCACGUAGGAGUACAAUGGCGCUGAAUUGGAACAUGCAGUCAGUCUUAAUUCAUAUUUCACUGCAUCAGUGCAGUGAUGACUAGCUGUCACCAGAUGCCAGCAAACAGCAGCUUUUCCUUCCCCUCUCCAGUCAGACCGAGCUGUCCUGCCCGACCACUUGACUCUCACCAACUCCUCUUCAGGCAGUCGCACACUAGCUGCCAGUCAUCUCUUUCCAUUUUGUAGUAUAAACAAAUUGAUUUUUUUUUUAAUUAUGUUUUGUAAAAGGUGUGCAUAAUCUUAAAUGUAUUACUUUCAGUUCAAUUGAUAAUCAUUUUCUUUUUUCUUUUUAUUUUUAAAUUAGAUUUUCCAAAACUUGAAGGUUAGAAAUUUUGUUCUUGCGUAUUUUAUUGUUUCAACAACCAUUUUUAUAUAAUUUCAUGUAUAUAGUGAUGCCUUUACUGGAUACUCUUACAAGAGCACCCAUACACACUUUGCACACACACUUUGGGUACAUACACACACAUAUCUGGAUAUGCACGGCAGGCAUGAUGUCUGUGACUAUGGUGUAUUUGUACAUAUGUGUGUGUGUAUGUGUGUUUGUGUAUGAGCGUGAGGUGUGUAUUAUUUGACCCAAACAGACUCUGGAGACACUCUUACAUGUGUUGCAUUCACAAAAAUGUUAUUAUUUUGAUGACUAAAACAAAGUCUUUGUUUUUAGAGAUAUAAUUUUGGAUGACAAGUCUUCCUUUUGAAUAAAUAUCCAUAUCACAUGAGAAUAGUGCUGUCAUGUAUGUUAAUUUGUACAAUGGCUGAUGAUGUCAUCAAGGCGAGACCCAACCGCAUGCUGUGGUGGGUUUGCGUCUGUUGGCUGUUAUGUUCAUACAGUAUUUGUUUAAUUUGGGGUUGUUGUUUUUUUUUUUGUUGGUUAAAAUACCAGUUCAGUUGUUGACUUCAAUAAACAUGCAUUUGGGUUUAUUUCA